Molecule: messenger RNA, 2360 nt
Organism: Cimex lectularius (bed bug)
Lineage: Eukaryota; Metazoa; Arthropoda; Insecta; Hemiptera; Cimicidae
Gene: Gga
Product: ADP-ribosylation factor-binding protein GGA3
Exons: 13
Coding region: 170-2128 (652 amino acids)
Biological process (GO): intracellular protein transport; vesicle-mediated transport
Cellular component (GO): trans-Golgi network
Molecular function (GO): ubiquitin binding; phosphatidylinositol binding; small GTPase binding
Source: RefSeq, a predicted model, not a curated record
CAAAAUUUAGAAAUACAAUGAUAACGGUACAGGUUACUCCAGGGAUUUACCUUCCUCUCUCAGGUACAUAAAAAGGAAAGCGAUAUUUCUUCAGAGUUGGAUUGGGCGUUAAGUUGUCGCUUUUGAUCCUCGAGGAAAUGAGCUUCUAGUGGAAAAAGCUCUUGGUGAAAUGGCCAACCAGAUUGAUAUUAUAACUACAAGCCUGGAAGCGUUGAUACAAAGGGCCACUAACGCUGGAAACCAAGGCCCUGACACUGCUGCAAUUGACGCUUUCUGCGGCCUAAUAAACAAGGAGCCAGAGUGCAUCCAGGUAGCAGCCAAGUUCAUAACGGCCAAAGUUCAUUCACUUCAAGAAUGGGAGGCCUUGCAAGCGUUGCUGUUAUUGGAAAAUUGCAUGAAACGCUGUGGUAGCGCAUUUCAUGCUGAGAUAGGCAAAUUCCGUUUUUUGAACGAACUUAUAAAACUAGUUUCUCCGAAAUAUCUUGGUGCUCAUACACCAGAACCCGUGAGACGGAGAGUUCUUGAGCUUAUGUACACUUGGACGAUCCAGUACCCAAAGGAAAGUAAGAUCAAAGAAGCUUAUGACAUGCUUAAGAAACAAGGCGUUAUCCAGGAGGAACCGCCGCCUUGUCAGGUGCUUAAAGAAGUGAGUACACCUAGGCAACAAGCUUCCAUUUUGCAGGAUAAGCAGUCACAACAACUCUUACAGAAAUUACUUCAAAGUAAAAAUCCUCAAGACUUACAGGCUGCAAACAAGCUUAUAAAAUCAAUGGUCAAAGAGGAGGAGAGGAGAGUUGAGGAGAAAUGGAGGGAUAAACUGGAACUUGAGAAAGUAGGCAAUAACUGCAACCUGUUGAAUGAAAUGUUAGACAGUUACCAAGUAGGGGUGAGCAGUGAGCAAGAACUGGAGCUGAUUAAGGAGCUCUACACUUCAUGUCAAAAUUUAAAAAUUGGACUCUUUAAACUCGCAACUACUACAACUGACCCUGCUUUUUGCACUGAGGUGUUGACUGUAAAUGAUGAACUCGAUGAGGUUUUUGUCAAGUACAACUCAUUAAUCGUGGAUCAAGGCCCAAGCAGGAAGGUUCAAACACCUGCUAAAAAGCAAGAGAAUAUUCCUUCACUUCUUGACCUGACUCCAAGCCCAACACAGGAAGCGAUUUCUACUGUCCCUGUUGACAAUUUUGCCAGCCUUUGUUUAAGUUCACCUGCGCCUGCAUGCCAGACGAGUCAGCCAUCUAUCAGUCUAGAUGCGUUACGUGAUGUGUUUAGUGAGAUCGUAGAAAAACCUGCCCCACUUUUGAACAAUCAGCCAAUGUGUACUGUCACAAAUUUUAUGCCAUCGAUGAAUGACAGUUUAAUGUAUGUACAAAGUGCAAUACAACCAAAUAAUGCUCAAGUAAAUGACAUACUACCACCGAAAGAGUCGGUGAAAUCAAAAGGUUUCGAAGAGCUGGACGUUUUAAGCGAGGCAUUGCUUAAGCAAAGCUUAGCUAACAUGAAAAAACCGUUGGAUGAAGAGGUGAAGGAAAAUGGUGAGCGCAACGGCCAGAGCCCGUUGAACUCAUAUCUGGCAGACGAUAUGAUGCUUAUUCUUGGUGAUAAUCACAUUAAUCCUAGUGAACCCGUAAAAGUUGAAACAAAAGCCCAGACAGAAAGUGAGAUUAUUAAAGGAAAGACAAAAGAAGAAAAUGGAGUUGUUUUACAGCCAUUAGGAGAUCUUAAAAUAACUUUAGAAUCUAUUAAACACAGUAGUGUGCCACCAUUCCAAGUGUUGGAUCAAAAAAAUGGAAUCAGCGUGGCACUAUAUCUAGCAAAAGAUUGUCCAAGAGCAGAUGUUUCAGUUUUUGUGGUUACAACAAGUAGCAAAAAUGAAAGUCCUUUAGAAAACUUCUUAUUUCAACCAGUGGUACCAAAGUGCUGCCGACUGAGGCUACUGCCACCUUCAAGCACUACCCUACCGGCAUAUAAACCGUUUCUACCACCAUCUGCAAUCACACAACUCAUGCUUAUCGCAUCACCAACCAAGGAACCCAUAAAACUGAAAUAUGUCGUUAGCUACACAAUGGACGAGGAAACUAUUACAGAAAUGGGGGAGGUCGAAGAACUUCUUAUGAAGGAAAAUUAGGUCUGAGUUCUGCUUGUAUUCAAUCUAAUAGUUAUUUUUAGAAGAAAACUUUAAAGAAAAGCCGUCAAGAGUUGAGGAUUCAACCAACCAGGCGGCAAAACCAUGGCUAUGUAAAUAUUUACAAACAAGUGUCAUAAUAAAGUGGACAGAUCAUAAAUUAGGGAUUAUGAAAAUUGUGUGAUGUGAUAAUUGUUACUGUUAUAUUUUGAAAAUAUAUUUAUUUCAAUUUUAA